This is a messenger RNA of Lepus europaeus (European hare), 2526 nucleotides long. It is a transcript of the gene RBM23, whose product is annotated as RNA binding motif protein 23. Gene Ontology annotation, cellular component: nucleus. The record is from RefSeq and is a predicted model, not a curated record. Bases 216 to 1451 code for a protein of 411 amino acids. The transcript is spliced from 13 exons. Gene Ontology annotation, molecular function: RNA binding. Lineage: Eukaryota; Metazoa; Chordata; Mammalia; Lagomorpha; Leporidae. Gene Ontology annotation, biological process: mRNA processing.
AUCUGACACGAUGGCGUCUGAUGACUUUGAUAUAGUGAUUGAGGCCAUGCUGGAAGCUCCCUAUAAAAAAGAGGAGGAGAUUCAGACGAUCAACACCUGGCUAGAUGAUCGAGAGCUUUGAUUUCUUCCUUGUCCACCUUUGUUCUUUUUGCCCAAUGGAAUCUGUGUGUCUGCCACCUUGUACCUUGUGACAUUUUCCUGGCGAACUCCUCAGGAUGAGCAGCAAAAGAAAGAGGUUAAAAAGGACAGUCCUAGCAAUACCACCAGCAGCACCGGCAACAGUGGCAGUGGUACCAGUGGGAGCACCACCACUGGGGAGACAAGCAAGAAGAAGAGGAGUCGGAGCCAUAGCAGAAACAGGGAUAGAAAGCGCAGUCGCAGCCGAGACCGGGACCGGCAUAGGCGGAGAAACAGUCGGAGCCGAAGUCGAGAACGCCAGCGUCAUCGCCGUAGCCGCAGCCGAAGCUGGGACCGUCGGCAUAGUAGUGAGUCACGAAGUCGGGACCGGCGUCGUGAGGACCGAGCCCAGGUAUGGCCAGAGUAAGAGUCCUCACAUCAGAGAGAAGAGCCCAGUCAGGCAGCCAGUGGAUAACCUGAGCCCUGAGGAGCGUGAUGCCCGCACAGUUCUCUGCAUGCAGUUGGCUGCCCGCAUUCGGCCUCGAGACUUGGAGGACUUUUUCUCUGCUGUUGGCAAGGUUCGUGAUGUGCGGAUCAUCUCAGAUCGGAACUCACGUCGUUCUAAGGGCAUUGCCUAUGUGGAAUUCUGUGACAUCCAGGCUGUGCCACUGGCCAUUGGACUGACUGGGCAACGGCUGCUGGGGGUCCCUAUCAUGGUACAGGCCUCACAGGCUGAGAAAAACCGACUGGCAGCCAUGGCCAACAACCUGCAGAAGGGCAGUGGUGGACCACUGCGCCUCUAUGUGGGCUCCCUGCACUUCAAUAUCACUGAGGACAUGCUCCGGGGCAUCUUUGAGCCCUUUGGCAAAAUUGAUAACAUUGUCCUGAUGAAGGAUUCAGAUACAGGCCGCUCUAAAGGUUAUGGUUUCAUUACGUUCUCGGAUUCUGAGUGUGGCCGGCGGGCCCUGGAGCAAUUGAAUGGCUUUGAGCUUGCUGGUCGACCUAUGAGGGUUGGCCACGUGACUGAGCGACCGGAUGGUACCACAGAUAUCACUUUUCCUGAUGGUGACCAGGAGCUGGAUCUGGGAUCCCCAGGUGGACGAUUGCAGCUCAUGGCCAAACUAGCAGAAGGCUCUGGAAUCCAGCUGCCAACCACAGCAGUGGCUGCUGCUGCUGCCCAGGCUGCCGCCUUGCAGCUGAAUGGAGCAGUUCCGUUGGGGGCCCUGAACCCAGCAGCUCUGACCGCUCUGAGUCCAGCCCUGAACCUCGCCUCCCAGGCAAUUGCCUCCCAGUGCUUCCAGCUCUCCAGCCUCUUCACCCCCCAGACCAUGUAAAUCACUGGCACAGUAAACUGCCUCCGUGGGUCCCUGGGUCCUGCCAGUCUCUUCUCCACGUCUAUUUUUCUGCUGCCCCCAUCUCCAUUUUGAGGACCAAGCCAUUCUGAAUGCCUGGACUUUGACUCUGGAGGAACAAGGGCCACCCUUUGACGCCAAGAGGAGCUCCUGCCUGCAGCCCCACUGGGAGUGGACUCUGCUGAGCACAGCCCCCAGUUGAAGAGUACAGAAUCUACCAUGCACUGAGUCCCUAUUUCUCCAUGUAUAUCAUCUCCUGAGAAUGACCUUCUUGCCUUUCUAAACCCGUUAGUGACUCCCCCAUCCCUCUUGUGUUGGGAAAGCCGUGGGGCAUUAACUGAAGGAACUACUCUCUCCUUUUCCUACGGUUUACCCUGUAACCUGUCAUGGAAAUGUCUUAGGAUCUCUAAAUCAAGAGGACUUGGGAGUUUGGGAAGUGAACCUAGAAGAUGUUGACUUUAUGCUACUAACUGCCUGGAAGGUAGCCUGGACAUGUGCAUUGUAAAGCCUGCCUUAGAUCUCAGCUUGGUGCGGCUCGAAGCCAGAGCUACCAUAGGCUCAGCCACUUGCUGAGAGGCGCAGGAGAGGUCUGUCCUGCCAGGCAAUUAGAAUGCCUUAGGGGUUCUCAGGAGUUGGUAAAAGGUGGGUUCCCUUUCCAGUAAUUUCCAUCUUCCUUUGUGUAGUUGACCUACUUCCCAGGGCCUCCCUUUGGCCCAUGGUGGGAUACUGGAGAGGAUGCUGCUACUCUCCACCGCUUCUGUAUGCCUCUACUGUGGCCUCAGCCCUGGCGGUUAGAGCUGCUCCUGCCCCCUGUCUGGAUCCACAUGAGCCCUUACUGGAUUUUAUACCCUGUGUCUGUGUACAUAAAUAUAUAUAUACACACACACAUAUGUAUGUAUGUAUACAUAUAUAAACUUGAUACAAAAGGCAAGCCCUCUUGUGGUAACUGCUGCCCAUAUAUGUAUGGUCUCUAAAGUCAGUUGGUAUCUGAUGUUAAAUUCUCACGCGCCAAAACCCUGAUGAUUCUAGGCAUAUAAAACAUUUUUCAUGUCAGUGA